AUGGCGACUCGAACCACUGAUCUCAUCGAGGAUGGUGUCUUCUCUCUACCCUUCAAUCUCGUUCUCAAAUUUAGCUCGCGCGCACGCGAAGCAGAGGGGGUAGCUAUGUCCCUGGCCCGCUCCAUGGGUGUGCCUGCACCCCGUUUUAUCUCAUACGGCGAACAUUCUCCCAACACAAGAUCUAGGGAAGGAUCUAUCCUCAUGACACGCAUACCUGGAAAAACGCUGCGGAAUGUUAUCGAAUCGUUAUCCCCCAAGGAACUCCAUACCAUCAUGCAGGAGCACUCUGAGAUUCUGGAUCGUAUGCGAUCGUACUCUAACCCUUGGGGUGCUCGCGAUAUCUAUGGCGCGCGCGUCCCAGGUCGUCAUGUCAGCGCUUGCGAUGACGAGCACAAUGAUGAAGAGGGCCUUGCCAAGCUUGAUAAGGCGAGAAGAAUGCCGACAUUGUUUCUCUAUGAUAUCGAUCGUGGAUUGGGAAUUGAGUAUUGGGAAUACACAUCGAUCCUCCGGUGGAGUGGAUUACAGGUGCCUUGGGCUAUGCAACUAGCUUCUCUUCCUGGAUGCAAAUGUUCCGAAGAAUUGGAAUAUGACUUGGCCUUGAUAGCACUUUCGGACAGCUCGUUUGCCGUGUGA
Desarmillaria tabescens is the source of this 633-nucleotide messenger RNA. RefSeq lists its product as uncharacterized. The transcript is spliced from 5 exons. The coding region runs from base 1 to 633 and encodes 210 amino acids. NCBI's taxonomy places the organism in Eukaryota, Fungi, Basidiomycota, Agaricomycetes, Agaricales, Physalacriaceae. The record is from RefSeq and is a predicted model, not a curated record.